UGAGUCGGCGCAGUACGGUGUGGCGGAAGAGACGGGAUUCACUGCCAACUCGGCUGGACAGCAAGCUAGUGCGACUGCAGCGAUGCGUGCGAGCAUUUACGAUGUCGAAAAAUUUGACAAUAAGUAAUCAGAAGUGGAUGCGACAUUGAUGAAUUGGGUGUUCGUGUUGCGACAAGAUUAGGGAUGUGGCGCGAUCAAGUGUUCUAUGCGGCUCUGAGCCGUCCGGAGAUGCGUUUAGGCUGGGCAGCUGGAACCCCGCACCUACGCCUCGCGACUAGGCAUCACCUUGCACUGACACUACAACCACACCUACCGUCAUCGAUCACCGCUUAGUAGCUGCAAAAACCUCGCGCUUUGUACUCAUCAUCUUGACCUGGGUAUUUACCAUAUGCACGACUUAUCUUUCUCGUACUCGGCUGACAGAUAUACGCCUUCGAUCUCUGUCACUGUGCUUAGCUCACUUGGUUGAGAACCUACAUGCGUAUGGAAGAGGAAGCAUGAUGCUUUGUGAAGUAUGCUCACGCAUGUUCUCAAGUGGCGCCAAGGGUGGCAAUCACCAUACUAGCCUUGCGUCCUUCACCAAAGCAGCAGCAGAGGGUUGCUACAUCUGUGCUCCUUGGUUGAAGUACGCAAUGAAAGAGACCGGCCCCCUGGAAGAUUGUCUCGAUCCCAGAGGGAGUUACAGACGAUCCGGACACUAUCACACAUCGUCUGGGACUUUGUUACUAAAAUCCUCCGGAUGCGGGUCUUUAGAGAUGAAAAUGUUCAUAAAAAAAGGCGGAAAGGACCUAUGCUGGUCCCGAAAAUUUAUUAUCGCGCCGCAAGCAGUGCUACCGGUGAGAACAAAUGUCUACGAUAGAGGGUCUGUCUUACCUAUGAAUGAGUGUCUUCCGGCUGCGCAGGAGUGGAUGAGGUCCUGCCUAGACAAACACGAACAAUGCACAAAGCAUACUCAACCACACACAUAUCCUACCCGGCUUCUCGAGCUUGGAGGUCACAAUUGCCGCUUGAUUCUUCCACAAGAUCAUAGAUCUCUAGGCCCAUACGCUGCUUUAAGCUACUGUUGGGGGCCAAAUCCUAGCUUUAUUCGCCUAACAGCCGAUAACUUACAAGAAUUUCGUAUGGGACUACCUUAUACCAGUCUUCCCAUCGCUUUCCAAGAGGCGGUAGAUAUCUUAAAAGGACUUGACAUCCGAUACCUCUGGAUUGACGCCCUUUGUAUCAUACAGUCUGGAUUGGGUAGUAGCGAGGACUGGCAAUUUGAGUGUGGCCGGAUGCAAGAGGUGUAUUCGAACUGUAUCAUCAACCUCUCCCUGGCACAGGCGGCUCAUCCGAAUCAAAGUUGCCUUGGAGGCUAUACACUCGACUCUACACUGCCAUUCGAAGUCGAAACCGUCCAUGAAGGGCAUAAACAUGGCUCUGUGGUAACUGGCGAGUACACUGUGGUGUCUGGAGAUUACUUCAGAGAGGCACUCCACAAACAGCCUAUUGGUAGCCGCGCAUGGGUCAUGCAAGAGCGCUUGUUAGCCACCCGCGUGCUGAGCAUCGGUCACGGCGAACUCUUCUGGGACUGUCAGCAGGUUCCACAUGCAAGCGAAUCUCUUCCAUAUGGCUUUAGAUUCUGCUCUGACAUCCAGAGAAAUUUUCUAAAGACGAUUCUCGAUCUCUCGAUACCGUUCAUCCCGAACACUCCAGAGGAUGAGGAUCUGGGGAAGACUUGGUCAAAGUUGCUAGAAGAAUACACUACGUGUAAACUCACAUACCCUGAGACUGAUAAAUUGGCGGGGAUCUCAGCUAUCGCAACGCGUAUUGGCUACGCGAUGAACGACAAGUACCUCAGCGGCCACUUCCUCAGAACGCUACCGGGAAGCCUGUAUUGGAGAGCAAGGAGAUCUGUUCUGUCUAGUUCACAUGUCGAGAAGCGAGCGCAAAAAAGGCUGCUCAAGUCCUCAGGUCAGGUGGUAGACGACGAGUGGAUCAUCACUCCGAGCUGGAGUUGGGCAUCAAUGGAUGGUCAACUGGAGAUUCCGGUCAUUGGUGACAAUGGUACGAUGUGGCCAUUAUCCAUAGCAACCAUGGAUGGGUAUAGAUUCUCUGCAGUGGGCCAAAGAGGGCCUGAAGCUCAAGUGGAAAACAAGCUGCUGUUAACCAUUCGAGCCUGGUGUCGAGUAUUCGAAUGGAGAACCGAUCUACCAAAUGGUUACGGUGACAUAUUGUUCAUCUCGAGAAAUCUUGCAUUCCAGAUGGACGAUUUGCAAGAUUCACCAAAAGAUGGAAGCCAAUGCUUACUUGCGGUGCUCGUUCACUCCUAUAGUUUGGUAGCGGGUCUACUACUGAGCGAAAUUGACUUCAAUGGCGAGAAGGUAUAUGAAAGAAUGGGUCAUUUUCGCUGGUUCGGAGCCGUCGGAUUCGACGACGAAAGUUGGAAGACGAUAUUUACUGAUGGAGAACGUCCGAUAACUCUUUGUUGACAUUACUUCAGAGCUUCCCGCCAUCCCUGUGUACUUCAACUUUGAUCGGAAGUUUACCAUCGAGGAUACCAGUAUAUCUUUGAAUAUUCAGGAGUCCGCAACCGAGGGAGGAUGAACGAACAAGCAUAGUUCAGUAUUCUAGUAGGAGGAUUCAAUGGUGAGCUCCUCACGAGGCUUUUUGACGUACAAU
Alternaria alternata is the source of this 2661-nucleotide messenger RNA. Its product is annotated as HET-domain-containing protein. NCBI's taxonomy places the organism in Eukaryota, Fungi, Ascomycota, Dothideomycetes, Pleosporales, Pleosporaceae. The transcript has a single exon. The record is from RefSeq and is a predicted model, not a curated record. The coding region runs from base 498 to 2471 and encodes 657 amino acids.